CCGCAAACGGACGGCAACCGCAACCGCUUCAAGCAGAGGCCUCUGCAGGCCAGGCCAAGCCAGGCAAGGCAAGGCAGGCGCUGAGAGCGCGGGCAGAGAGGGAGCGGGAGCGGGAGCGGGAGCUGUUGUGCUUGCUGCUUGCAACAAGAAAUUGAAAAGCAGACAAAACGUCGCACACGAGUUGCUAUUGUGGCUCAGAAACGCAGCGGCUGCCAAACGAGUCGGUUGCCCACUUUUAACUUUAACACUAUUUAUUUAUUUCCAUCGCAUUCAUUCAUUCAUUCCCAUUUUUGGGGCCAGGCCAACAAAAGCCACUUGAACGACGCGACAACAACAACGACGACGACGACGACGACGAGGAACUCGAGUCGAAUCGCACGUUUCGACUAAAACGAAUCACAAUUUCUAAAAGACAAUUUCAAUUCGUUUUUUUUUCUAUUCUUUUUCGUUAUCUAUAUAUACAAAGGUAUAUAUACCAAUUUUUUUUGUGUGUUUUGCUUUCGAAUGAAAGUGCACAAUUACAACAAACAACAAACAAAGUGCAGCAACAACAAUUGUAAACGUGCUCGUAAAUGUGAUCAUAAACGCGCGAUGUCGAUGGCGAGACUGUGAUCGUGAUUGUGAAUGAAAGUGUCGCACAGAAAAAUCCUCAUCACAUUUCAUGGCAUGCGGAAAAAUGUGUUGAGCGUGUUAAACAAGAGUUCAAGGAAGAGAGCUUUAAGGAGCUUCAACAUACAGCUUUAAGGAGCUUCAACAGACAGCUUUAAGCUUUAUAACCACAGAGAAACAACUCGUCGAGGAUCACACAACAAUUGCAAUUAUGGUUGUGGUUCCCGCAAUUGGCGCCGCCGCCGUCUCGGUGGGCGGUUUGCUGUUCAAGGCUAGCGCCGCCUCAAAGGCGGCAGCCGCAGCGGGCGUGGCAGCUGUGGGCGCCUCCAAGCUGGGCCUGGCCAUAGCGACGGCCAUCAAACUGACAACGGCAGUGAUCGGUGUGGGCAAACUGACGAUCAUCCCGUUUCUGAUCGCUGCGAUUGCGUAUUACAAUUACGAUCUCUUCGAUCCGGAGAAUCGUCCGUUCAACGUCAAGCAGGUGGAGUUGGCCUACGAUUUCAUCAUCAUUGGCGGCGGCAGUGCGGGCACAGUGCUUGCCUCCCGACUCUCCGAGGUGCCCCAUUGGAAGGUGCUGCUCCUCGAGGCGGGCGGACACGAGACGGAAAUAUCGGAUGUGCCGCUGUUAUCACUCUAUCUGCACAAGAGCAAAAUGGACUGGAAGUAUCGCACACAACCACAGCCGACAGCUUGCCAGGCGAUGAAGGAUAAACGCUGCUGCUGGACACGUGGCAAAGUGAUUGGAGGUAGCUCCGUAUUAAAUACGAUGCUCUAUAUUCGCGGCAAUCGUCGUGAUUUCGACAAUUGGGCAAAUCUUGGCAAUCCUGGCUGGUCCUACGAGGAGAUUCUGCCCUAUUUCCGCAAAUCGGAAGAUCAACGCAAUCCCUACUUGGCACGCAAUAAACGUUAUCACGGCACUGGUGGCCUCUGGACUGUGCAGGAUGCGCCUUACAACACGCCCAUCGGACCCGCCUUUCUGCAGGCUGGCGAGGAAAUGGGCUACGACAUCGUCGAUGUGAAUGGGGAGCAGCAGACGGGCUUCGGUUUCUAUCAGUUCAACAUGCGACGCGGCUCACGCAGCUCCACAGCGAAAUCAUUUCUACGUCCCGCCCGACUGCGUCCCAAUCUGCACAUCGCCCUCUUCUCACAUGUGACUAAGGUGCUCACCGAUCCGGUGACGAAGCGGGCAACUGGAGUGCAAUUUAUACGCGACGGACACCUGCAGAAUGUGUAUGCAACACGCGAGGUGAUAUUGGCAGCCGGUGCCAUUGGCACGCCGCAUCUGAUGAUGCUGUCGGGCAUCGGGCAUGGCGAGGAGCUGGGAAGAUUGGGCAUACCUCUGGUGCAGCAUCUGCCCGGUGUGGGCCAGAAUCUGCAGGAUCACAUUGCGGUUGGGGGCAUUGCGUUCCUCAUCGACUAUCCCAUAUCGAUAGUGAUGAAGCGCAUGGUCAAUGUGAAUACGGCGCUGCGCUAUGCCAUCACCGAGGAUGGUCCCUUGACCUCCAGCGUCGGACUGGAGGCGGUGGCCUUUAUCAAUACCAAAUACGCGAAUUCCAGCGAUGACUGGCCGGACAUGAACUUCAUGAUGACCUCCGCAUCAGUGAUGUCCGAUGGCGGCACUCAGGUGAAGACCGCCCACGGUCUGACCGAUGAGUUCUAUCAGGAGGUGUUCGGGGAGGUAACGAAUCGCGAUGUGUUCGGCAUCUUUCCCAUGAUGCUGCGACCCAAGAGUCGCGGCUACAUUAAGCUGGCCUCCAAGAAUCCGCUGCGCUAUCCAUUGCUCUAUCACAACUAUCUAACCCACCCCGAUGAUGUGAAUGUGCUUCGAGAGGGCGUCAAAGCUGCGGUCGCCAUGGGGGAGACGCAGGCGAUGAAACGCUUUGGCGCACGCUUCUGGGGCAAACCGUUGCCCAACUGUAAGCAUCUGACACUGUUCACGGACGAGUAUUGGAACUGCUUCAUACGCCAGUACACGAUGACAAUCUAUCACAUGAGUGGGACUGCCAAGAUGGGACCACCCAGUGAUCCCUGGGCCGUGGUGGAUCCACAGUUGCGGACGUAUGGUGUGCCCGGAUUGCGGGUGAUCGAUGCCAGCAUUAUGCCAGCGAUCACCAAUGGCAACAUCCAUGCGCCCGUCGUCAUGAUCGCCGAGAAGGGCGCGGAUCUCAUCAAGCAGCUGUGGCUAACGCCAACCACGGCGCCGCCAUCGUCGCAGCAACAGUGGCGCAGCAAGCGCAGCAUGCGACACGGAGGAAACGAGACGCUGCCGGAGGGAGUGCAUCAAUGGUCGCUGCCCAGUUCGUAGCCAAAUGCUUUAAUCCCUUACCCGAACCGCAAUUCCAAUGUCACUGCCUGCUUAAACCAAAACUAGAUGCAGCUUUCAGGUGUGUGCGCGCUGUGCUGUAAACAGUCAACACAACGCAGCGUGACACCCAAAAAGCUUUAAUGUGCUUUUGCAAAGUUUCUCGUUUUUUAUGCUCAAAAUGCUCCUUUGCAGUUGCUCUCAUUGUAUGUAGAUCGGGUAGUGUUUAAUGAUUAAUUAGUUAGUUAAUUCACACAUUGUUAAUUUAUUAAGCCUCAGUUCGCUUGCUGCUCCUAUUCCAUUUUACUGUGCGUUGUCCUUAGUCAAUUAAGCGCUUUUUGUAAAUAUCGAGUCAUUUAUGCUAAUACAUUUGUUUUAUUAUAUAUAAAUAUGUUAUACAAAAUAUUCUUUUUUUUUAUUAAAUCUUUGUUGUGCGAGUGUAUGUGUAUAUCAAAUAGAAAUAUGUACCUUUUGUAUAUGCUUAAGCCGCGUACACUUGAAGUACCUCAAUUAGACUCUAAGUUGGAUUCGAAGCAAUCAAUGUAUCAAUAGUUGUUAUGUUUAACGAAAUAAAAAUAA
This is a messenger RNA of Drosophila sulfurigaster albostrigata, 3490 nucleotides long. Its product is annotated as glucose dehydrogenase [FAD, quinone]. The transcript is spliced from 3 exons. The record is from RefSeq and is a predicted model, not a curated record. Bases 821 to 2914 code for a protein of 697 amino acids. NCBI's taxonomy places the organism in Eukaryota, Metazoa, Arthropoda, Insecta, Diptera, Drosophilidae. Gene Ontology annotation, molecular function: flavin adenine dinucleotide binding; oxidoreductase activity, acting on CH-OH group of donors.